This is a messenger RNA of Ochotona princeps (American pika), 3485 nucleotides long. It is a transcript of the gene GRM8, whose product is annotated as glutamate metabotropic receptor 8. The transcript is spliced from 10 exons. Gene Ontology annotation, cellular component: membrane. Lineage: Eukaryota; Metazoa; Chordata; Mammalia; Lagomorpha; Ochotonidae. The record is from RefSeq and is a predicted model, not a curated record. Bases 302 to 3028 code for a protein of 908 amino acids. Gene Ontology annotation, molecular function: group III metabotropic glutamate receptor activity. Gene Ontology annotation, biological process: G protein-coupled glutamate receptor signaling pathway; regulation of synaptic transmission, glutamatergic.
AGGGCUGACUUCAAGGACAUGAGUUGAUGACCUCAUCCUCACUCCAGAGCCUCAGAUGUUGUUCCAAGUUUUACACCAUUCCAGGCAAGUCGACUUUACAUGGGAAUAAAAUUGAACCUUUGGUGUCUGAUGGAAAUUCACUGUGACGCUCAAAUCAAGGAAACUUUCUGAAACUCACUGAGAGUCUUUCCCCCAUGGGCCCUGAUGGUAGCCUGCCCAAGGUGCAGCCUCAGGUGGUUCUCCUUCUUCCGUGAGGAAAAUAAACUUCGGGUCUGGGAGUGCAACACCACCUGUGGAGAAAAUGGUAUGCGAGGGAAAGCGAUCAGCCUCCUGCCCUUGCUUCUUCCUCUUGACUGCCAAGUUCUACUGGAUCCUUACAAUGAUGCAAAGGACCCAUAGCCAAGAGUAUGCCCAUUCCAUCCGGAUGGACGGGGACAUCAUACUGGGGGGUCUCUUCCCCGUCCAUGCAAAGGGAGAGAGAGGGGUGCCUUGCGGGGAACUGAAGAAGGAAAAGGGGGUCCACAGACUUGAAGCCAUGCUUUACGCCAUCGACCAGAUCAACAAGGACCCCGAUCUUCUCGCCAACAUCACUCUGGGUGUGCGCAUCCUGGACACCUGCUCCAGGGACACCUAUGCUUUGGAGCAGUCGCUGACAUUCGUGCAGGCGUUAAUAGAGAAGGACGCGUCUGACGUGAAGUGUGCCAAUGGGGAUCCGCCCAUUUUCACCAAGCCCGACAAGAUUUCUGGCGUGAUAGGGGCUGCAGCGAGCUCCGUGUCCAUCAUGGUCGCUAACAUUUUAAGACUUUUUAAGAUACCUCAAAUCAGCUAUGCAUCCACAGCCCCAGAGCUGAGUGAUAACACCAGGUACGACUUCUUCUCCCGAGUGGUGCCGCCUGAUUCCUACCAAGCGCAAGCCAUGGUGGACAUCGUGACGGCUCUAGGUUGGAAUUACGUAUCAACUCUGGCUUCUGAGGGGAACUACGGAGAGAGUGGUGUGGAGGCCUUCACCCAGAUAUCCAGGGAAAUGGGUGGUGUUUGCAUUGCUCAAUCCCAGAAAAUCCCACGUGAACCAAAACCUGGGGAAUUUGAAAAAAUUAUCAAACGCCUGCUGGAGACACCUAAUGCUCGGGCGGUGAUUAUGUUUGCCAAUGAGGAUGACAUCAGGAGGAUCUUAGAAGCAGCAAAAAAAUUAAACCAAAGUGGUCAUUUUCUCUGGAUUGGCUCGGAUAGUUGGGGGUCCAAAAUAGCCCCAGUUUACCAGCAGGAGGAGAUUGCAGAGGGGGCUGUGACAAUUUUGCCCAAAAGAGCAUCAAUUGAUGGGUUUGAUCGAUACUUUAGAAGUCGAACUCUUGCCAACAAUCGACGAAAUGUGUGGUUUGCAGAAUUUUGGGAGGAGAAUUUUGGAUGCAAGUUAGGAUCCCAUGGAAAAAGAAACAGUCAUCUAAAGAAAUGCACAGGCCUGGAGCGAAUCGCUCGAGAUUCCUCGUAUGAACAGGAAGGGAAGGUGCAAUUUGUCAUUGAUGCUGUAUAUUCCAUGGCGUAUGCUCUGCACAAUAUGCACAAAGAUCUCUGUCCCGGAUACAUUGGCUUGUGCCCACGAAUGAGUACCAUUGAUGGGAAAGAGCUCCUUGGUUAUAUUCGAGCUGUAAAUUUUAACGGCAGUGCGGGGACACCUGUCACAUUCAAUGAAAAUGGAGACGCUCCUGGCCGUUACGACAUCUUCCAGUAUCAAAUAACCAACAGAAGUACUGAGUACAGAAUCAUCGGGCAUUGGACCAAUCAGCUUCAUCUGAAAGUGGAAGACAUGCAGUGGUCUGAAAAAGAACACGCUCGCCCGGCCUCUGUCUGCAGCCUGCCCUGUAAGCCUGGAGAGAGGAAGAAAACAGUGAAGGGGGUGCCUUGCUGCUGGCACUGCGAACGCUGCGAAGGCUACAACUACCAGGUGGAUGAACUCUCCUGUGAACUCUGCCCCUUGGACCAGAGACCCAACAUCAACCGCACAGGCUGCCAGCGCAUCCCCAUCAUCAAACUGGAGUGGCAUUCUCCCUGGGCCGCGGUGCCUGUGUUCAUUGCAAUACUGGGAAUCAUAGCCACCUCCUUCGUGGUCAUGACCUUUGUCCGUUAUAACGACACACCGAUCGUCAGGGCUUCAGGACGUGAACUAAGCUACGUGCUCCUGACGGGCAUUUUUCUCUGUUACUCCAUCACCUUUUUGAUGAUUGCAGCACCGGAUACGGUCAUCUGCUCCUUCCGACGGAUCUUCCUGGGACUUGGCAUGUGUUUCAGCUAUGCAGCACUUCUGACCAAAACAAACAGAAUCCACCGAAUAUUUGAGCAGGGUAAGAAGUCCGUCACCGCGCCCAAGUUCAUAAGUCCAGCGUCUCAGCUGGUGAUCACCUUCAGCCUCAUCUCCGUGCAGCUGCUAGGGGUCUUUGUCUGGUUUGUCCUGGAUCCCCCACACAUCAUCAUCGACUAUGGAGAACAGCGGACUCUAGAUCCGGAGAAGGCCAGGGGAGUGCUCAAGUGUGACAUUUCUGAUCUCUCACUCAUUUGUUCACUUGGAUACAGUAUCCUCUUGAUGGUCACUUGUACUGUUUAUGCCAUUAAAACGAGAGGUGUUCCAGAGACUUUCAACGAAGCCAAACCCAUUGGAUUUACCAUGUAUACCACCUGCAUCAUUUGGUUAGCUUUCAUUCCCAUCUUUUUUGGUACAGCCCAGUCAGCAGAAAAGAUGUACAUCCAAACAACAACACUUACUGUUUCCAUGAGUUUAAGUGCUUCGGUGUCUCUGGGGAUGCUCUAUAUGCCCAAGGUUUACAUCAUACUUUUUCAUCCAGAGCAGAAUGUUCAAAAACGCAAGAGGAGCUUCAAGGCUGUCGUGGCAGCUGCCACAAUGCAGAGCAAACUGAUCCAAAAGGGAAAUGACAGACCCAAUGGCGAGGUGAAAAGCGAGCUCUGUGAGAGUCUUGAAACCAACACUUCCUCUACCAAGACGACUUAUAUCAGCUACAGCAAUCAUUCAAUCUGAAACAGUUAAAUGACGCAGCCUCAAGCAAGGUGGUAUGUGAUAGAAAACAAUGAACAUGCGACUACAAAAACUCACUCCUGGAGAUCUCUGUAGACUACAAUCCAACAAAUCAAUAGUCUUGUAAGGAAUAAAAAUUAGCCAUGAGCCCAAAGUAACAACAGCAGGGAGUGAAGAAACUUGUUUUAGACGAUACAACCAAUGAGAGUCACGCUAAAGUGUUGCUUACUCAAGAGCAGUUAAAAAAAAAAAAACACAAAGGAAAACUAAUGUUAGCUUAUGAAAAACAAGUGCUGUUGAAAUAAACCAUGUCUGAUGUUAUUCUUGUAUUUUUCUGUGAUUGUGACAACUCCCGUUCCUGUCCCAACAUUGUCCAACUUGUAUAAGAAAACAAGUCUGUUUCUUGUAACGGCUGACCGGAUUGAAGCCCUGGGUUGUGCUAAAAAUAAAUGCAAUGAUU